Molecule: messenger RNA, 729 nt
Organism: Exophiala spinifera
Lineage: Eukaryota; Fungi; Ascomycota; Eurotiomycetes; Chaetothyriales; Herpotrichiellaceae
Exons: 2
Coding region: 1-729 (242 amino acids)
Biological process (GO): ubiquitin-dependent protein catabolic process; protein deubiquitination
Cellular component (GO): cytoplasm
Molecular function (GO): cysteine-type deubiquitinase activity
Source: RefSeq, a predicted model, not a curated record
AUGGCUCAGAAGACGUUUAUUCCGCUUGAAAACAACCCUGAAGUCAUGACGAGGCUAGCGCACACUCUAGGCCUGUCUCCAACCCUCGCAUUUCAAGACGCGUAUAGUCUCACGGAUCCAGACCUCCUCGCUCUCCUUCCUCGUCCAGCCAGCGCGCUCUUGUUCAUCUACCCGUGCACCAACCAUUCAGAGACGUACUAUGCCAAAGUCCAUGACGCAGAACCAGAGUACCAAGGCUGCGGCCCCGACGAACCGGUCUUGUUCUACUACCAGACCAUUCACCAUGCCUGUGGCUUGAUAGGUCUCCUUCACUGCAUCACCAACGGUUCCGCCGCCGACCUCAUCCAGCCUGGCAGUGACCUCGACAAGUUCGUCCAGGGUGCAUUGCCUCUUCGACCGGCUGAGAGGGCUCAAUUCGUUCACGACUCGGACAUGCUCGAAAAGGCUCACGCGGUGGCAGCACAAGAGGGUGAUUCCACUGCUCCUCCUUUGGGUGAGGAUCCAGGCCACGCUUUUAUAGCCUUCGUCAAAGCCAAAGGUCGUUUGUGGGAAUUGGAAGGUCGGAGAAAAGGCCCCGUGGAUCUGGGUCCGCUGGAUGAGGACGAAGAUGUUUUGAGUGCGAGAGCAUUGAACAUAGGUCCGCUUCCUUUCAUCAAGCGCGAAGAGGCUGCUGAAAGCGGUACUCUGAACUUUAGCUGCAUCGUCCUUGGACCCAGCAUGGAUGCAUAA